AUGGAGUCUGAACCGGCCGCCAUUAUGCCGCAGCAGGACUGGGAGGUUGUCAUGGUGGACGAGGCGGCACAAGAGGGUUUCUUCCACUACGAGGUUCGGCGAGGCGAGGAGGCCUAUCGCUUGCCAGUCCUGCGGAAUUGGAAGCUCGUCGGCUCUGCCUUCUACACAAUGAAUGUGCGAGAGCACCGCGUCACCCCGAUUCAGGAGCUGUAUGAGCACGAGGCAUGGUUGCGCAUGAGCGUGAAGUUGAAACCGGAGGACGUUCUCAUCUGCUCGUACCCCAAGUCGGGGACGACACUGGUCGAGCAGAUCGUGCUGCUUCUGCUCAACAGCGGCGAUCACGAGGCCCUUGAUCCCCUCUCCAAGAAUGCGAUUCGACCGACAAAAGCGACGUUUGGAAAGAUCUGGCCCGAGGCGUGCCUAGUGCCUGAUGGCUGCACCGAGCGGGCACCCUUCCGACCGAUAGGCGAGCAGUUCAGGCCAGUGGAGCUCUCGCUCUUCGAGGCCAUGCACAGCCCUCGCGUCAUCAAGACGCACAACGCUCCACAGCAUGUCGUUGGCUGCGAUGCGAGCGGGCAGCUGGCAGAGUCUCGAUACAUCAUCGUGUGCCGCAACCCCCUCGACACUUGCGUCUCUGCGUACUAUCAUGGCUGGAGCCCCGCUGAGAGCGGCGUGCCCUUUGAUGCGUGGUCAGUCGCAUGGCUCGCCGGGCUGCCAGCGCAAGGCGGCACGUGGUGGACGUAUUAUGAGCAAUGGCGGCGAGCGGAGCAGCUCAGCACGAAGCGCGCCCAGUUCUUAUGGGUGCAGUACGAGCACAUCAAGGAUCAGCCUGAGCGUGAGAUUCGCCGUAUCGCCGCCUUCCUCGGCAUCGACGGCGACGACGCUCUCAUCGCGCGCGUUGUGCAUGGUAGCGACUUUACCGUCAUGAAGCGCAGCGCAAAGGAGGCCGCCAAGGCCCGCCACCGGUUGGACUCGGACGCACACAUGCGCAAGGGGAUCGUGGGCGAUCACAUCAACCACUUUGAGCCCGAGCGCCGCCGCCGCUUCAUCUCUGCCCUGCAAGGCGGCGGCAACCCCCACGCACCAUUCACGGAUGCAGUCUCGCUAUCUUUUAACUCUCCAGCAGAGCAGGUCUCGCCCCAGCCAUUCGCCAUCCUUGAUUUCAUGGCAACGCUGCUGCUACCCGCCACUAUGAACGCGGCAAACACGUGUAUCAUCCCGAUUGCCGAGGCUGUCGUCCGGUCCCGACGAAUGAGUGCCGAUGCAACAAGGACGGAGGUGCUGCACGCAUCGGCGCUAGAGAUCGCCGUUAGCACGGCUGGAAUUUUGCUGUCCACGCUAGCCUACUUCGCUAUGCCAUCGCGGUGGCACGAGGGGCGCACCAUCUACCUGUUUGCCAGCGGCUGCUUCACCGUCGGCACCGGCGCCUACAUGACGGCCAAGCGGUCGUUCCUCAUGCUCUGUGUCACGACGUCGGCUCUUGUUGGCACGCAACACGGGGUCCCAGGGAAGGCGAGCAAGAACCUUCUCGCGUGCCAGACGCCAAAAAGACGACGCAAAUCCAUUCACAGUCCUUGGCGACGGCGGCUUCAGAAGCGGCUUCAGAAGAGAGCUUCUUUACUUAUAAAAUUCUUUAUUUUCUCUUUGUGGUUGGCUCUGGCGGGCGCGCUGCGGUCGCACGCCUCCCAAGUCAUAUGCCACGGCGUGCAAUGGCUAGCGGCUGGCCGCUAG
Emiliania huxleyi CCMP1516 is the source of this 1731-nucleotide messenger RNA. RefSeq lists its product as hypothetical. The coding region runs from base 1 to 1731 and encodes 576 amino acids. The transcript has 3 exons. Gene Ontology annotation, biological process: sulfation. Gene Ontology annotation, cellular component: cytoplasm. Gene Ontology annotation, molecular function: sulfotransferase activity. NCBI's taxonomy places the organism in Eukaryota, Haptophyta, Isochrysidales, Noelaerhabdaceae. The record is from RefSeq and is a predicted model, not a curated record.